This is a messenger RNA of Ziziphus jujuba (common jujube), 2104 nucleotides long. RefSeq names its product transcription factor bHLH48. Gene Ontology annotation, cellular component: nucleus. Gene Ontology annotation, molecular function: DNA-binding transcription factor activity; protein dimerization activity. Bases 622 to 1728 code for a protein of 368 amino acids. The record is from RefSeq and is a predicted model, not a curated record. The transcript has 7 exons. NCBI's taxonomy places the organism in Eukaryota, Viridiplantae, Streptophyta, Magnoliopsida, Rosales, Rhamnaceae. Gene Ontology annotation, biological process: regulation of DNA-templated transcription.
GUCCCCAACAUGCCUUUUUACCUUAGCUCAACGAACUGUACAAUUUGGAACUGUACACAUACCAACCCUUCUCUCUCUCUCUAAGAACACACUCGUAUAACUAAACAGUGCACCCCAAGCAACGUUGCUUUCGAUAUACUUCAAAUGGCUGAGAAGUAAGCUCCCCAUCACAGACAGAAAACACACAGAAAACAGAAGAAAGAGAUUGGCCGCCAUUGAAGCUCCCACCUUCUCCUCCACCUCCAUCUCUUCACUCAUAUCUAUAUCUCUAUAUAUAUGUAUACACUUUAUAUAUAAAAAAAACAUAUAUAUAUAUAUAUAUAUAUAUUAUUGGUCUUACCUCGCGGUUACCACGCCCCCAUUUUUCCUUUUUCUUUUUUCUUUCCCAUUUUCAAGUACCUUUCAUUCAAUUUCAACCAUUUCUUUUCUCUUUAUCCAUCUCCAUCACUUCUAAAACUCGAUUGCCUCAAACCCACUUUCCAAUUCUACUAUUUUCCUGAGUUUAAAUUGAAUUUAGUCAACUGGGUUUUUCUUUUCUGCUUUGGAAUUCUUGUGGGUUUGGUUUAAAAAAAGUGCCCAAUUUGAUUUUUUUCACCCCCGAAAGCGAAUUGGUGGCAUUCCAUGGAGACAGCAGCAGGAGCCUUACCCGGAUCUACGCCGGCGGCGGUGGCGGCAACUGAACACGAAGAACCCGGGUUGGAUUCCCUCCAAUUUCGAGAAGAAAUCCAGAGGCUCAUCACGGUGCCGCCGGAAAACGCCAGCUCCUUCACGGCGCUUCUGGAACUCCCGGCGACUCAAGCAAUGGAGCUACUGGACCACACGCUGGAUUCCGAGGGAACUCCGACGCCGACAACUCUCUCCGGCGAGCAAGUUCAGAAGCCGUAUCUCCAUCCUCCAUUCAACUCUUCCAAUCUGACAUUCCCCUCCAAUCCUGCUCUAAUCGAACGAGCAGCCAUGUUUUCGGUUUUCGCCGGCGAGAACUCGCCGGAGACGAGCUCGGUGCCGUCGAACUCGAGCGCGAAUUUGGAGAAGGUGAAGAAUGAGCCCGUGGAAACGGAUUCGAACCCUAACUCAUUCCAGCAUCUAAGCUCCGAUCCGACGGUGGAAAACAAGAACCAGAGGCCAUCGGCGAAGAGAAAGGAGCGAGAGAAAAAGGCAAAAGGGUCUACGAAGAAGAGCAAGAACGAGAAUAGUGAAGAUGCCGAGAAGCUUCCUUAUGUUCACGUUAGAGCCCGUCGUGGUCAAGCCACAGAUAGCCAUAGCUUAGCAGAGCGAGCUAGGAGAGAAAAAAUUAAUGCUAGGAUGAAGUUACUACAGGAGCUGGUCCCAGGAUGCAACAAGAUUUCAGGCACAGCACUGGUGCUGGAUGAAAUUAUCAACCAUGUACAGUCCCUUCAACGUCAAGUGGAGUUCUUAUCGAUGAGACUUGCAGCAGUCAACCCAAGAAUUGAUUUUAACCUUGACAGUAUAUUGUCUACAGAAAAUGGGACUCUAGUAGAAAGUAAUUUUCCCAGUGUGGUUGCACCUCUGAUGUGGCCCGAAGGCCCAGUUAACGGGAACAGACAACACUAUCAACAGCAAUGGCAUUUUGAUGCGCUUCGCCAGCCACUUUGGGGGAGGGAAGAAGACAAUCACACUUUCAUUACUCCAGAGAAUUCACUUUUGAGUUACGAUUCUUCAGCAAAUUCAGCAUCCCUGCAUUCGAGUCAAUUGAAGAUGGAGCUUUGAAGGGCAUAGUUGUCAGUUCUACUGGUAGCUAAUAGUGUAUAUAUGAAGGAUAUAGUAGUAGCAAGUAGCAGGAGGUAGAAGAGGGAAUUCUUCGACAUUCAAGGCAGGUUUUCCGUGUUUCUCUACUUAUCAGGGUCAGCCAAAACUCCCUCAAGUAGAGGGAACCCAAAAAAAAAAAAAAAAAAAAGAGAGAGAGAAUGAUUUGGGUAAUGUUAAUUCUUAGUAUGAUAUAUAAUAUCAAUAUAUAUUACUAACUUAAAAAAAAGGGGGUCAUUCAAUCUGAUACUUAUUUUGUCAGAUGAUUGAUUGAUUCUUUACUGUAAAAUCAUUGAACCAACUUAUUGUUUUAACUAUAUUAUGGAAGCUUAUUUCUUCA